GCAUGUCUGAACUCUCGGCACCGCAUAUUUAGUAUAAGACACACAUCAUGGGGUGACGCAUUGCUUGUAAAAAAUGAAGGGUGGAAGUUCAGAACGGUUGGUGAGAUCUUCUCGGCGUAGAGGGGAAACGCGAGCCAAACUUACCAGAUACAUAACUGUGACGUUAGCUGCUCUUUUGGGUGGCGGCGGAUCUGCAUUGCUGUUCCUCGUUCCUCUGUAUGCUGACCCAGCGCUUAGUGCCCUCGCUGCAGACUUUGACCCAGUACCAGCCGAGUGCAUCACAGAGAGGCGUGACGAUAGACUCGGCCUCGACAACUGUACCUGGGCGUCAUGCAGAGAAGGUUGCACCAGUGACGCGUAUAAAUGCAUUCAGCUGCACGUCAAAUAUAAAGCCCAUACUGAGGACUGGCGUCCGGCCGUGUUAUUUGUCAAUAUAAAGGGGUGUGGAUACCCGCCCACUGUGGAUUGCGAUAAUUUUACCACCAGUUACGGGUUUGUUGGGGCCAAGUACCCUUGUUACUGGUCAAGAGCUGACACCAGUGUGGUGAUACCUAGGUGGUCGCGUGGGGAACAGGUUGCAACUGUGACCAGGACCCUGGCAUUGCCUCUGUUUCUAUCUGGAUGCGCUGGGAUUGGAUUGUGCGCUCUGCAUUGCGAAUGCAGACCUCGAAGGAGGCGGCGCCCCCCACGCCGUCCCCCUCGUUUGCCUACGUUGUCACCCGACGACACUUCGGUCUACAGGCUAGCUUAGGCUCACCGUAAGGUCCAAUAGAGCUGUAACUAUUUUAAUACAACGUAUAUUAAGUACAUAUUAAAAUUAUAACGAGGAUUAAUGUAAA
Achroia grisella is the source of this 839-nucleotide messenger RNA. It is a transcript of the gene Teh1, whose product is annotated as protein tipE. Gene Ontology annotation, molecular function: sodium channel regulator activity. The transcript has a single exon. Bases 74 to 751 code for a protein of 225 amino acids. The record is from RefSeq and is a predicted model, not a curated record. Lineage: Eukaryota; Metazoa; Arthropoda; Insecta; Lepidoptera; Pyralidae. Gene Ontology annotation, biological process: regulation of sodium ion transport.